UUGUAGAUAUUCAAAAGAAAAGAUCAAAUUCUCAACCACUGUGCAAUAUCAUAGCUAACCAUCUCACUUCUUCCAUCUCCAUCUAUAACAUUCUCUAUAUAAUUGAUUAAGGUUCUAGUCCCAUUUCUCAUUGUUCUAAUUCUCGAUUGAUCAAUGGCGGAGAUGGAUCUAACACCAAAGUUAGCGGCAGUAGAGUUCGAGGGAGAUGGUGGAGGAUAUCACACAUGGUCAGCUCCAGCACUUGGCAAGGCCAAAGUUGGUGCCGGCAAGCUUGUUUUAAAGCCGAGUGGUUUUGCUCUUCCUCACUAUGCAGAUUCUGCCAAACUGGGGUAUGUUGUUCAAGGUGAGGAUGGAGUAAUUGGGAUGGUUUUACCCAACACAUCAGAGGAGGUGGUGUUGAAGCUUAAGAAAGGAGAUGUGAUUCCGGUACCAGUCGGAGCAGUCUCAUGGUGGUUCAACAAUGGCGACUCACCCGAUGACCUUGUUAUCAUUUUCUUGGGCGCUACAAAGGCCUACACUCCUGGUCGGUUUACUUACUUCUUCAUAGCAGGAACUCAAAGUCUUCUCGGAGGUUUCUCGACUGACUUCAUUAGCAAGUCAUUCAAUAUCAGCAAAGAUGAAGCUGAUGAGGUCACCAAAAACCAGUCAGGGGUUUUGGUAGUGAAGCUAGAACGUGGAAUGACCAUGCCUAAGCCCAACGAACUCGUCACCAAAAAACUUGUUCAUCAACUCACUGUUAGUGCCACUUUGACUGAGAAGGGGUUUCAUUUUCUUAACCAAGUUGGGUUAAGUGCCAACCUCUUAAAACUUGAACCCUAUGCAAUUUCCUCUCCCACUUACACUACCGAUUCUACGGUUCAAGUGAUCUAUGUUGUUGGAGGAGGCGGUCGAGUCCAAAUAGCGGGUCUUAAUGGUCAGCGUGUGUUGGAUGCGGAAGUAACUGUGGGUCACUUGAUCGUCGUGCCUAGGUUUUUCAUGGUGGCGAAACUUGCUGGAGAAAAAGGAAUGGAGUGUUUCUCUGUCAUUACAAGUUCCCAGGCUGUCCUGGAAGACUUAACUGAUAAGACAUCAGUAUUAAGGGCAUUAUCACCUGAGGUGUUACAAAUAUCCCUCAAUAUAAACCCACAGUUGCAGACUCUUCUCCAAUCAAAUAUUAACUAGAGAAACAUUCGUUGAUCCUUGACGAUCAAAAUCUCUUUAGCUGUUUACCUAGUUCCACAUACAUAGAAUAAGUGGAUGAUCUGCAUAUAUGAUCCUAGAGAGGAAAUUAGAAUAAAACUCAUGCAUAUCUACAAAGAAGAUUAUUGUUUUCUUGUUCAUUUACAAUUAUGUGAUUUUCACAGGUAUGGCCAAUUUUUAAAGAAUUUCAUUGAUUGAGGUUUUCAUAAUUGUGUGUAGUACUGUGUACCAUAAAGGCAUAAAGCUUGGGUUUUGAGCACA
Molecule: messenger RNA, 1440 nt
Organism: Rosa rugosa (rugosa rose)
Lineage: Eukaryota; Viridiplantae; Streptophyta; Magnoliopsida; Rosales; Rosaceae
Product: 12S seed storage globulin 1-like
Molecular function (GO): nutrient reservoir activity
Source: RefSeq, a predicted model, not a curated record